Malassezia restricta is the source of this 867-nucleotide messenger RNA. RefSeq names its product alpha-soluble NSF attachment protein. The coding region runs from base 1 to 867 and encodes 288 amino acids. Gene Ontology annotation, cellular component: vacuolar membrane; SNARE complex. Gene Ontology annotation, biological process: intracellular protein transport; SNARE complex disassembly. The record is from RefSeq and is a predicted model, not a curated record. Gene Ontology annotation, molecular function: soluble NSF attachment protein activity; syntaxin binding. Lineage: Eukaryota; Fungi; Basidiomycota; Malasseziomycetes; Malasseziales; Malasseziaceae. The transcript has a single exon.
AUGGGUGGCUCAUCAGCAGAAGAGCUACUGCAGCGCGCCGAAAAAAAGGCAUCGUCUACGGGCGGCUGGUUCUCAUCCACUCAAAGCAAGCGUGAAGAGGCCAUUGAACUGUAUAAGGAGGCUGCUCACAAGCUGCGUGCCGAAAACCGUAUGGAGGAGGCGGGCAGUGUGCUCAUCAAGGCAGCCGACCUCGAGAUCCAGAUCAAUGAGAAGGACUUUGCAGCCAAUACGUACUUUGAAGCGAGCAAGUGCUACCGCAUGGUGCGGCUCGACCAAGCAGUGAUGGCGCUGGGCCGGUGCUCGGACCUGCUCGUCGAGCGUGGUCGGUUCCGUCAGGCGGCCGACCGGCAGAAGAACAUGGCGGAACUGUACCGUGAGGACCCGAACCACUUUGACCAGGGACUUGAGGCAUACGACCGUGCUGCCAACUGGUACCUCCAAGAAGGUGCAACAGCCACAGCCUCGGCAUGCCAGCGCGAGGCGGCGCAACUGGCUAUUCAGCUCCAGCAGUACCCACGUGCCAUUGAGCUCUGGGAAGCCGUGGCUGCUUCGAGUUUGAACAGCAACCUGACCAAGUACAGCGUGAAGGAAUACUACCUGAAUGCCGGCCUCUGCUACCUCGCGAUCCCUGACCACGGCGCGGCGACACGAGCGAUGGCGUUCUACGCACAGCAGGACCCUACGUUCCCCUCGACGACCGAGGCCCAAUUCCUGCAUGGCGUCCUCGAAGCGUGCGAGCAUAGCGACCUCGAUGCAUUCGACGCGCGUGUGCGUGACUUUGACCGCAUGAAGCCCAUUACCGGCUGGCGCGCCACGCUCCUGCACACGGUGCGCAACACGGUCGCUGAUGGUCCUGACCUCUCAUAG